Brassica rapa (field mustard) is the source of this 1696-nucleotide messenger RNA. Its product is annotated as dehydrodolichyl diphosphate synthase 5. Lineage: Eukaryota; Viridiplantae; Streptophyta; Magnoliopsida; Brassicales; Brassicaceae. The record is from RefSeq and is a predicted model, not a curated record. Gene Ontology annotation, biological process: response to cold; plastid membrane organization; polyprenol biosynthetic process. Gene Ontology annotation, molecular function: ditrans,polycis-polyprenyl diphosphate synthase [(2E,6E)-farnesyl diphosphate specific] activity. Gene Ontology annotation, cellular component: chloroplast stroma.
AUAGUCUUUACUUUUCUUGCUCUUAUUCUCAUCCUUUGUCUCUAGUCUAGGCGUUUAAGUGUUCCUCUUUCCAUGAAAAGUCCAUGUGUUCCUCUUUACUUCAAAAAUACCCACAGAUUUAUCAAAAGCGCAAUAUCUGAUCAGUACCAUGAAAAAGAUGAGAGGAACGAGAUAAGUGGUACACUUGGAGAGAAAGAGAACCAAGGGACAAUGCCAAAACAUGUGGCAAUCAUAUUGGAUGGAAAUAGACGUUGGGCGAAGCAAAACGGACUCACGAUAGCGGAAGGUCAAGAAGCUGGAUGCAGAAGAGCCUUGGAUAUGACUGAGGAAUUUUUCAUUGCGGGGAUAAACACUGUUUCACUCUUUGCUUUCUCUACUGAAAAUUGGAGAAGACCCCAGGAUGAAGUUGACUACUGGAUGGUCAUUUUUUGCCAAGAUGAUGAUACCUCAAGCCCACAGGUAUCCCAACAUGUUAUCGUUGAUCGUUUUUUUAUUUUUAUUUUUGAAUUUAUCCAUAUCGAAAGAUCACUUUUGUACAAUGGAUGUAAACGUUUAUUUUUGAUCCUUUUAUGAAGCGUUAUACAAUGUUAAUAUUUCCUUUCUUCUUAAUUUAGACAAAAAAUCAAGGUUACGGUUAUCGGAAAGCGGGAAAACAUCCCCGCGUCGCUUCGAGAUGCGAUACUAGAGGUAGAAGAAGCUACAAAGAGCUACAAAGGGAAGCAACUCAUCAUGGCGCUAGACUAUAGCGGAAGGUUAGAUAUCUUACAAGCGUGUAAAAGUCUUGCUGAAAAGGCGAAAAACGGCUUGAUCCAAUUGGAGGACAUCAACGAAAAGUUGAUGGAAAACGAACUGAUGACAAAGUGUAGUGAGUUCCCUAUCCCUGAUCUGUUGAUCAGAACGGGUGGAGAACAAAGGAUCAGUAACUUUUUCCUAUGGCAAUCAGCUUACACUGAGCUCUACUUUCCUACUGUACUGUGGCCUGAGUUCGGCAAGGCUGAGUAUCUCGAGGCCUUGACUUGGUAUCAGCAGAGGGAGAGGCGAUUUGGUCUAAGAGUUUAAACUUUGAGUUUCAUAUCUCACGAAUAAAAUUGUUCAAUUAAUGAACAUGUGCGUUUUUACGUUUACUAGCUUAAAAUGUUACUUUUAAUUUUUGUUGGUUUUCUACAAAACAUCAUCUAAAAAAUUCUGAAUUUCGAGUUUGCAAUUGUUAAUUAUUGUUUUAAACAAUCACAAUUAUUUUAGUAACGUAUUAAACCUCGAAACUAACUUAGACCUUGAUCCACAAAACCUUUGUAAAAGCAUCAUAUAGAAAAACACCAUCUCAGAACUCAUCGAGUUUGGCUCUACUGUCACAGUAAUGGAAACCAAACAAAGCUUUUGUAUAAUCCAACAGAGAGAUUCAGACAGAGAAUCUAGGGUUAAAGUGAUCACCACUCUUACUUUAUGACGUUGACCACUUCCCUCUGGAAUUGGAAAUAAUUAACAUUUAAAUAUUUGGGCUUUUUCAUUAUAGUGGGCCUAUCCUAAACCCAGUAAGGGGCCCAAUAUGAUUUUUAAGAAGAGAAGAAAAAAAUCUGGCCUAGGUGGGUCUGAGACCACACUUCCAUGGCAGCGCUGAGGAUAUCGAGAGCUGAUUGCCUUAUCUGCUCGUCAUGAGUAGCCUCCGUCUUCCUUAGCCAUUCACAACAAAAAAAAA